CACAUGCACCUCCCAAUCCCAACACCAACUCUCUCUCUCUCAUCUCACUAACCUUGUUGACAUAGCUCAAGCUCGGUCACUGCAACUUCAGCUCCUGGCAAGAAACUAGCUAGAGGAGGAAGAACAAGCUUGCUCGGUUGGUCACUGCAAUAACAAUGGAGGUGGUGAUUGAUAAUGCCGCCGGCGUGGCGGCAGGCGACGUCGCCGGGCAGUACCGGGGCGUGAGGAAGAGGAAGUGGGGCAAGUGGGUGUCGGAGAUCAGGGAGCCCGGCAAGAAGACGCGCAUCUGGCUGGGCAGCUUCGAGUCCCCGGAGAUGGCGGCGGUGGCGCACGACGUCGCCGCGCUCCACCUCCGCGGCCGCGAGGCCCGGCUCAACUUCCCGGCGCUUGUCCACCACUUCCGCCGCCCGGCCACCGCCGAGCCCGACGACAUCCGCGCCGCGGCGCUCGAGGCCGCCGCGCAGGUCCGGUUCCGGCCCGACCUCGUAAUGCUGGCCGGUGGCGGCGGCGGCGGCGGCGACGGCGACAGCUGCGGCAGCGCCGGCAGCCCGGACCUGCUGCUCGGCGACGACGUGGCCUGGGACGUCCUGCUCGGAACCGACGAGCUGGCGCCCGAGUCGCCCAAGAUGUGGGCUGAGCUGGCCGAGGCCAUGCUCAUGGCCCCGCCUGUAUGGGAGGGCAAUGCGGCGGACAAUGACGAGUGGGCCCAGGGCAACCUCUGGGACCUACCUGUCUGGCACUGCUAAUCCCGGGCCCACCACCCAGCUGAUGCAUCUUCUUCACAUCCUUUGGUUUUAAGAGGUGUGAUGAAAUACUAGAAAUCCAUAUGGAUUAAUCUUCCCAAAAUACAUAUAGAUUAAUGAGGUAUUCUAGAGAGCAUAAUCAUGGUUAAGAAUGUUCUGAUGAUUCUCUUCUUUGUUUCUGGGCAUCUCUGGUCCUGUGUCAGUGUGCAAUUUCUUGGUAGUUAGCAAAAGGUCUAGCUAGCCAGCACGUGCAAUUCACGUGGGUAAAAACAAUAAGUAUGAUGUGUAAUUCUUUCUGUUUUUUGUCAUGGAUGAGAAGUUCAAUUGCAAUUGCAAAAAUAUAUAUAUGACUGCAAAAGAAAUGAAGAGACA
Molecule: messenger RNA, 1115 nt
Organism: Setaria italica (foxtail millet)
Lineage: Eukaryota; Viridiplantae; Streptophyta; Magnoliopsida; Poales; Poaceae
Product: ethylene-responsive transcription factor ERF024
Exons: 1
Coding region: 156-746 (196 amino acids)
Biological process (GO): regulation of DNA-templated transcription
Molecular function (GO): DNA binding; DNA-binding transcription factor activity
Source: RefSeq, a predicted model, not a curated record